Messenger RNA from Didymodactylos carnosus, 1617 nucleotides. The record is from the annotation of a GenBank genome assembly. Lineage: Eukaryota; Metazoa; Rotifera; Eurotatoria; Philodinida; Philodinidae.
AUGUUGCAGGCGUGGAACUCUUUUUAUUCCUGUAUUUCCGCCAAACUAUGGUCAUUUUUAGAAUGUUGUGCAAGUCCUUCCGUAACUUUUCUAGAAUUUUCUAAUUUUGCAGGAAGACCAGAAGAAUGUGAUGUUAAAUAUGGUGAAAUAACAAAGCAACAACAAGAAUUUAUACAUGAAGUAUCACCAUUAAAAUCAAAUGAAAAUCAACAAUCAAGAACAGUUAAAAUUGUACAUCCAAAACCACCUAAAUUAAAUGAAUCAUAUUUUAUUCCUAAUAUUUUUAAUGAUAUUGGAAUGGAUGACAAUAAUGAUGAUAUUGAUAUACAAGAACAUGGACAAGAACAAGAUGAUAUAUCAUUGAAUGAAAGUUAUGAUGUUGAUAUAUAUAGUAAACCGAUAUCUCGUGCUGUACAAACAGAUAAAUUUGAUGUUGUUAAAUUAAUGAUUGAAAAUGAUGCUUUAAAAAACAAAGUCAAAUCUCUUAGUCAAACAAUAACCAGUACGAAAAAAACACAUGUUCGUAUGCCUAAAAAAAGUACUAUUGAAUAUUUUAAAUAUGUAAUUGGAAGAAGUGAAACUGAUCAAAAUAAACAACAUCCAACAAUACCAUUAUCACCAUCUAGUUUACAUGUUUGUCAAAGUACAACAAUAACAACAACAAGUAGAAUUAUUAGAAAAUUAUUUCCACUUGAGAUUAUGAAAAAACAUGAUUUUAAACGAAGUAGUUUAAUUGAUGAAGAACUAGAAAGAAAUAUACACGAAAGAACUCGUAAUACCUCGCAAUCCAUAGCUAGUCGAUCAGCUGAACGUUUUAUUCAAUCGAAGAAGAGGGAUAAUCAAUCAUGUUUUGGAGAAACUGUUGAUCCAUCAUUAGAAACAAGAUCAAUUUGUAUACCUUGUGCGGAAGCGGCGACAAGGAAUGAUGAAUCACUUUCUGCAAGAUUACUUUAUCCAGAUCCACAUGCAUUUAAGCACCGUUCUGCAUCUGGUGAAAGGGCAAUGAGAGAAGAGCCAGAAAAUACGAAUUUUUGUUCAUGGGAAGAAUGCAGUCCAUUCUACCAAGCAUGUCGGGAAAAUAAAAUUGAUGAUGUUAAAGAAUUUCUUAGAACAAUGAUACCAGAGGAAAUUGAUAAAAUGGAACCAAAUGGUAGUACAGCGUUACAUAUGGCAUGCUAUUAUGGAAAUAUCGAAAUUGUUAGAUUAAUAUUAGAUGCUGAUGCCGAUAGAGGCGUAACAAAUAAAUUUAAAUGUUUACCGUAUGAUGAAGCAGCCAGUGACGAAGUUAAAGCUCUGUUCAUCCGUGUACCAACGAGUAAUCGUUUGGUAUCGAACACGGGUGCUGUAGAAUGGGUAUUAAUUGAUGACGAUGUUUUGGAAAAAGCAGCUGACCCCCGUGGAUUGAUAAAAUAUGCAUAUGAUAGAAAUAUACCAAAUAUUGAUAAAAUGUUUGAUAGAAUACAAAAAAAUUACGUUGAUAAACUCUUACGUAAUAGUCGUGGCAUUGAUGGUAUUAAAAUAAGAUUAAUUUAUGUUGUCGAAAUAAAAUCUCAAGUAGUGUCCAACCUACCGCUUGUAAGACAUUUUCAGUAUUUGCUAAAUGCAAUGCACCGGUAA